Molecule: messenger RNA, 1002 nt
Organism: Seriola aureovittata
Lineage: Eukaryota; Metazoa; Chordata; Actinopteri; Carangiformes; Carangidae
Gene: siva1
Product: SIVA1, apoptosis-inducing factor
Exons: 4
Coding region: 183-866 (227 amino acids)
Biological process (GO): extrinsic apoptotic signaling pathway
Molecular function (GO): CD27 receptor binding
Source: RefSeq, a predicted model, not a curated record
CUGUAAGUAAUUUAAAUCAUAAGAAAAAAAAAUCUCAUAUAUGUCCACUAAUUUAGUCAAAAUCAAUAUGAUGAGAAAAUGUACACUUUUCCUUCUACCAGCUAUUGAAUGCUGAAAUUGAAAAUUAGAAAAUAUAAUUUUCACCACAGCCCGUGAAGGCAGCAUAAUGUGGGCGAAGUUUUAUGGCGGGCCAAACAUCACGUGACAGCAGAGCAGUUGUCAGAUUGGCUCUGAGCUUCCACGUGACAAUAAAGAAUGCGUGUGAUUGGCUCCUUGUUGCCUCUUGCUUUUUUCCCGCAACAAACAAGUGUGGAAGCCUGUGGGUUCGCGGCUGGACCUUUUUAGCUGCUAAAAUGCCGAAAAGAGCCUGUCCUUUUCCUGAAACUUUCUCCUCUCAAUACAAGAUACAUGUCGGGCAACAAGAGUUGAAUAGUUACGGCAUGUUUGGGAACAAAUACAGGCAAGAAGUCUACGAAAAGACAAAGAACUUGCUUUUUACCGGUGCCAAGGCUGUGAUGGGCAAAAUAUGGACGGGAGAGGAAAAGUGCACAGACCCGCGUCCACCUGGACAAGCUGAGACACCUGCAUGCAGCCAGACACUGCUGAGAGGACAGACACUGAUUGGACAUGAUGGGAGACUGACGAGAGCAAAUGCCACUCCAGGUGCACCAGUGGCUCCUGCAGGCUGCUGUGUGUGUCAAAAGAGCCAGGGGUCCAGGACACUAUGCUCCCAAUGUGACCGUCCAGCGUGUUCCUCCUGUACUCGUCAGUGCUCAAGCUGCUCCAGCCACUGCUGCUCUGUCUGCACCAUCAUAGAUUACAGUGGGCGAUAUGAUGAAGUGCUCUGCUGCAGUUGCUCAGUGUAAAGGAGGACCAGGAGGGAGCAUGAGUUUAAGCUUGAACAUACUGUGUAUGUAGUUGCCUCACAUGAGAUAUUACUGAGACUGCAUUUUAUACCAGUGAUUUUUUUUUUUUUUUGAUCUUUUUUUUUUUUUUUUUUUU